Messenger RNA from Coprinopsis cinerea okayama7#130, 759 nucleotides. RefSeq lists its product as hypothetical. The record is from RefSeq and is a predicted model, not a curated record. Gene Ontology annotation, molecular function: protein binding. The transcript has 6 exons. NCBI's taxonomy places the organism in Eukaryota, Fungi, Basidiomycota, Agaricomycetes, Agaricales, Psathyrellaceae. Bases 1 to 759 code for a protein of 252 amino acids.
AUGACAACUUCCAGCAACCCUCAUUUUGACAUCGUUGCUCGUCUCCAGGACGCCAGCGAGCGGAAAUCUGACGGGAACGAUCAUUUCCGCCAGGCUCGAUGGAACGAAGCUUUAAUUGCCUAUCAAGCAGGAUUGAAUCGACUUCCCCAAAGAAGGUCUGAGGCAGAUGUAACUUCAGACGUUUCCGAAGACGAUGAUAAUGAGCGGCAUCACUCAGUCGCUACGUCGAUUGAAGGGGACCCCGCGGAGGAAUCUCUCGACGCCAAUCCUGGUGGAGGAGAGGUGUUGUUGUCUGAAGACAAUGAGCGCGAAGUGAUGCAACUGAGAUCCGUGCUGUACGCAAACAUUGCAGCCUGCCACGUCAAGUUGACCACUGACACGACAGAGGGAGAACACAAAGAAGCUGUUGACGCAUGCACGCAAGCCUUGAAGGAUAACCCAACCUAUGAGAAAGCACUUCACCGAAGAGCCACCGCCAAUGAAACGAUCAAUACCUGGUCAUCACUGACUGCAGCUCAAGAAGAUUACAAGGCCCUCCAACAAUUGGCUAAAUCUUCGUUACAAAAGUCGGAAAUAGAAACAAAGCUGAAGAAUCUACAACCGAGACUGGAGGCAGCUCAGAAGAAGGAAACUGCGGAGAUGGUCGACAAGUUGAAGGGGUUUGGGAACAGCAUACUAGGCAGGUUUGGAUUGUCGACAGACAACUUCAAGUUCGAACCAAAUGGGCAGGGCGGUUAUUCGAUGAACUUCGUGCAAUAA